AUGCCCACCGAGCUGGCGAUCGCAGAUUGUGUGCAUACCUUGGCGCGCUAUGCCUCGAUCUCUCAGAGCGAAGGCUUGGUUCCCAUUGUGGAGCCGGAAAUCGUACCCAAUGGCGAUCAUGACAUCCACUACUGCGCCCGAAUGACCGAGAAGGUUUUGGCUGCACAGUUCAAGGCCCUGGCAGACCACCACAUCUAUUUGGAGGGUGCUGUCUUGAAGCCCAACAUGGUGAAGAAUGGCCUCGGUGGCCCAAAAGCCACGGCUGAGACCAUUGCCACUUUGUCAGUCCAAACUUUGCUGCGCACUGUGCCUGCCUCCAUGCCUGGAAUCUUCUUCUUGUCGGGCGAGUCAGCUCGGAAUGAAGACAACGAGGAAGAGGCAACCAUCAACUUGAGCACCAUGAACAAGUUGUUUCCCAGGUUGCCAUGGCACCUCUCCUUCUCCUAUGGCAAAGCUUUGCAGAGGACUUGUAUUGUCACGUGGCUAGGCAAGGCCGAGAACAAGGAUGCUGCUCAAAAGGCUUUGAAGGCACGAGCCAAUGCGAACUCUGAUGCUUGCUUUGGCAAAUACACGCCAGGCAGUUGUAAAAGCCUUGGACCUGAGGAAGGAGCAAGCAACAAAUUGGCUUCUGAACCUUACUGA
Messenger RNA from Symbiodinium sp. CCMP2456, 642 nucleotides. NCBI's taxonomy places the organism in Eukaryota, Dinophyceae, Suessiales, Symbiodiniaceae. The record is from the annotation of a GenBank genome assembly.